UAUACGGAAGUUUCGCGUCACAAGCUUGGCUAACAUGCGAAGCUAUUAGCACUUAUGGGCAUUUAAAAACAAAAAACAUUACCGCCUUCAAAGUGCUCCAUGAAGAACAUAUACGUAUAUAUUCCACAUUUAAAACCAACAAUACUUCAAGUUAACAUUUGUUGGCGUUGCGUGGCACUUCUCUGCAGGCUAAGGUAGCUGACUAGCUAAUGCUUCUUUAUCCCUGCUGAUAAAAUGAUCAAAGCCAAAAUACUCCUAAUUGGUCCAAACGAGAGUGGGAAAAGCGUCCUUGCAAACUUUCUUGCGGAUGCAACCGAAAAUGUGGGAGGUGAAUACAGACCCACUCAAGCAGUCAGGAUACUGGAAUUCGAAUCCCAACUAGAAGGCAGUGGUGACAUAAAGUCAUGCGAGGUGGAGCUGUGGGACUGUUCCGGUGAUUUCAAAUAUGAGUCAUGCUGGCCUGCGCUUAAGAAGGACUGCAGCGGCAUGGUGAUCAUUUUUAAUCCCGACGUCCCCAGUCACCUCAAAGAAAUCGAGACCUGGCACUCCAUGUUCAUCUCCUCCCAGGGUUUGCAGGACAGCCAGUGUCUGCUCAUAGCUCACCACAAGCCCGGCAGUGCAGCAGAAGAAGGUCGGCUGGCUUUAGUGUCACACCUGAGCAGACUUCCACUUAUUCACUCUGAUGUUGAGGAAGAACCCGAGGACCUGAGGAGAGCUUUUUGCAGCUACUUGGGAAAGGUUGUAAAUACACUUUCGGAAAGUCGUGAGAGGGAGGAAAUGUCCAUCAUCACCUAGCAGCAUACUAAAUAUGAACAUGUAUCUUUUUCUUAACAUUUCACGUGCGUAAAUUAUAAUUUUUUUACCUCUCCAGAAAUUAUAUACUUGUUUGUGUUCAUUCACAACAUGUAAGCCUUGCACAGAAAAGGACCAGUUAGCAAUACAUUCUCAAGAUACUGUAUGUACUUUAAAAUGUCUUUUUGUAUUAAACCUCACAAGUAAAUCCAUGAAGUACACUAGUACCCACUAGUACCCAACGAGUAAACAUCCUCAAAAGAAAACACAACCAGACGAUGACUAAAAAGUCGUAUUUUGCAACUAAAAUUUGGGACGUUUUGAGUACAUUUUUGUCUACUCAUUAAUGUGCGACCAGUUAAUCUGUUUGGCUUUUUAAAAGAUGAAUUUACCUAGAUUAUGUGAUUGGAAAGUACUGUAGUUCUCGCUCUCUCGCGCACGCGCAUGUGUGUGCUACCAGAAUGGAGCUGGCUUUCUGUACAUGUGUCAGUCUCCACGGCGGAAUUGCUAAAUGUUUGCUGUAUGCACAUCGCUAGUAGCUAUUCAAGCUAAUAUGUAUCCAUGUUCAGUGGCUGUAACUUUAGCAACAAUCUCAAUUGUUGUCGAGUAAUUGUUGUCAUGAAUGUGGAGAAAACCAGACAACUGUGUCUACUGCUAGUGGCUAUUAAAGACAUAAAGUACAGUACAUAUGAAUGGAGGAAGCCAAAUGGUCGUACUUGGUGAUAAAAGUAGCCUUCUCACUGUGGUGACCUGUAUUGUUUCUGUGCAAAUUGCUUGCCAUCCAGGUCAAAAUGGUCAUCAUAUAUUGAACAGAGGGCAACCGUUGUGUCUGGCAGGUAAUUGGUUUGCGUAAUCACGUCAACGGAGACAUAUUUGAUCACACCAUCCUCCUCAUGCGCAUUUGCAGCCGAGACACGGAGACAUGUUGCCAUGGCUUUCAACAUUACUGACAUGACAAAGCGAUCCCACCUGAAAUGUUUCCACACGGCACAGUGGAGGGGGCGCCAUCAUGAUCUGAGAUGCUUUUUUUUUGUCACUGGAACAAUGGAGCUUCAGGUUGUGCAGGGGCGUCAAACGGCCGCUGGAAAUGUUGCAAGGGGCAUCCCUCAACCCUGAAGGCCCUCGUCUGUGUGGUAAUGACUGGGUUUUUCAACAGGACAACGCUUCAGUUCACAAUGCACGCCUGACAAAGGACUCCUUCCAGAGGGAUAGCAUCACUCUUGGACUACUAUGCGUGUUCCUCUGAUCUAAAUCCAAUUGAGAACAUUUGGGGAUGGAUAUCAUUUCCCUCCGUGAAGCCAUCUUCACCACCUGGAGCAAUGUUUCCACUAGCCUCCUGGAAACAGUGGCAUUAAGCAUGCACAAAACAAUUUUUGCAGUGAUUAACAAGAAUGGCGGAGCGACUCAUUACUGUCCUUUUUUGAAAAUUUUAUAUUGGGGGGGGGGAGGAAACCCACGCACACACGGCGAGAACAUGCAAACUCCACACAAAUGCCCAACGGAGAUUCGAACCCAGAUCUUCCCGAUCUCCUGACUGUGACUGUGUGGCCAACAUGCUAACCACUAGACCACCGUGCAGCCCGUUUACGAUCAUUUGUUUGCUCAGAUAUUUUUAUCUCACUCCCAUUUCUUCUUUUUGCAUUUUGAAGCUCUCCUUUAGAACCUCCUUAAAAUUCAAUAGUGCCAAAUGCCAAAUGUAAAUUCUUAAAAGUGUGUGUACAUCAUAAGUACACACCCACAAAUGAGAAAGCAUCAGAAGGUAUGCAUCCUCACAAAUAAACAUCUUCAUAAGGAUCUUAGGUAAAUGUAUUCACAAGAAGCUUACCUCACAAGUACGUCUUCACAAGUAAACAUCCACUCAUGGAUAUUUCCUCUCCAGUGGUAAUUUCUGAACAGUAUUAUACAGGGGUGUUCAAAGUGUGCCCCUGGGGCUGUUUAUGGCCCAUGGCUGUUUUUUUUUAUUUUUAUCGGCCCUCGGCACAUUUUAAACAUACAAUAAAACAAGAAAAUUAACAAAAA
Dunckerocampus dactyliophorus (ringed pipefish) is the source of this 2811-nucleotide messenger RNA. RefSeq names its product intraflagellar transport 22 homolog (Chlamydomonas) (gene ift22). NCBI's taxonomy places the organism in Eukaryota, Metazoa, Chordata, Actinopteri, Syngnathiformes, Syngnathidae. The coding region runs from base 235 to 795 and encodes 186 amino acids. The transcript is spliced from 5 exons. The record is from RefSeq and is a predicted model, not a curated record.